AUGGUAAUGAAUAUAGAUGUGAUAGAGCCUUUGGAUAGAAUAAGAAUUUCUUCAAAUGAGAUUAAGAAUAACAAGAUAUCUGCCAUUUACAAACAUAGUGUGGACCAAGCGAAUGAGCAACAGCAGCUUUUUGUUGGAUUGACUAAUGGAGAUUUACUAAUAUAUAAUGCUGUUAAAGACACAUUUUUGGAGGAAUCGGGCCAAGUAUCACUGGCUGAUACAAGAACAAUACUGGUCUCAAGCGCUAUUUCAAUAUCAACACACUCGUCAUAUCAGGAUAUUAAGCGAUUGUUUCGUGGUCAUGAGAAUCGUAGCUACAAACUAGCCAAUAUGUUUAGUAAUAUAACUAAGGAUGGGUCGAGUAUCAACAAAAUUGAAUCAUUGCCUAUAUCCCCUACAAAAUUGAUUAUACUUAUAACGACAUUAAAUUCCCUCGAGAUAUUUGAAAUUGUGGGGAAUCACAUAAAUCAGAUAUACCAUGUUCCUGAUAGUAAGAACUCAUUGAGUUUUUAUGUCCUUUAUAAUGAUCGGAGACUAUUUUUUGUGGGGACAAAGAAAAAGUUAACUAUAUUUCAAAUCAUUAAUAAAUCCAGAAACAUAUUUCAGUUUAAUAAAUUGAAGGAAGUUGUGAUGAAAGACAAAAUACGAUCAAUAGACAAGUUUGAUGAGGAUUCGAUAAUCAUUGGUCUUGUAAAUAACUAUGUGAUUUGUGAAUUUGCUGACUUUGGUGUGUCUUCGUUGGCAAUUGAAAAAAACGAUAAUAUGCUUAGUCAAGGAACCUCUUUCAGCUACUUUGGUUUGUCGUCAUCCACUCCGGUGAUGUGGACGAUACAAAUAAGUGAUGAUCUAUUUUUGUUGGUGAAGGAUACGCAAAUUGUUAAAAUUGAUAGACGAAAUGGACCAAGCAUGAUUUUGUCAUCAAUCAAACUAUCUGGAAUCCCCAUUGAAGUUUUAUUUAUUUAUCCGAUUUAUUUAUUUGUUGUGUAUCCUAAGAAGAUAGAAAUUGUGGAUGUUACAAGUGGAGAUUUAAUUCAAAAGUUAGGUCAUAGCAUAAACUCUGGUCAUUCCAGCAUUAUUUUAACGAAUUCAGUAAUCAGCAUAGCUUCUGGAGCUGACAUAUUACAAUUCAAUAUCUUGCCAUUCCAAGCUCAGAUAGAUCAAUUUUUGAGUAUUUCAGGUAAGGGAACACUUGGGAAUAUCAAGGAUCCUCGCAAUGACUUGAAAUAUAUGGGGAUUGAAAAAGCCAUAACUCUUGUUUCCAAUAUUGAUGACGCUAAUUCUUUGUUCAAUGAUGCGAAAAAUAAAUUGAUGAAAUUAAGGUAUUUGUACUCUUUGAAAGCAACGUUGUUAUUUGAAUCGUACUCGAAAUAUCAUGAGGCUUUGGUGGAUAUAUCUUCAGAAUGGCUAGUCUCUUUUGCUGAUGUAUUAAACUUGUUUCCAGCAUUUAUUAAUGGCCAACUAAGAUCAAAAGAUGUAACUAGCGAUGGAAAUGAAAAUAAAAAGAAUUCUUCUUUGAAUGUAAUCAAGCGUAUUACAGUUGAAGAACUCGAACUCAAUAACUAUUCAGAAUCAGAAUAUGAUACCGAUAACACGACAAAAAAAGGUAUGGCGUUGAAGCAACCACAUGGACAAUCAGUAAAAGCUCAAAAUAUCAGAAAAUUCAUUAAAGCUGUAAAUAACUUGAUAAUAUAUCUUACUGAUCAACGACGGAUUUUGUCAACCUUCAUGGACAAAGACGUUUUAACUUGGAAAAAUAUUGAAAUUAAUCCAAGUGAUAUUUAUCCUGAAUUUGAUGGUAAUUUAGAGACAGUGGCUACUGUGAUUGACACAUCAUUAUUCUUGUGUUAUUUUUAUUGCAAGCCGAUGUUGUUGGGUCCAUUAUUAAGAUUACCAAAUAAUUACUGUGAUUCCAAAAUAGUGAAUGAGUGUUUAUUGAGCAAUAUCCAUAACCAUGUUCAACAACGCAACUCCAAACAGCCUAAUUUUAUCAAGGAAUUGCUUGAUUUUUAUUAUACAAGAAGCUUACAUGAAGAAGCCUUGGAAAUGUUGUACAAAUUGGCUCAUGAUGAAGGUACGAUUGAGCACUCAAACGAAGAUGACAAUAAAUUUGAUGAUUUUAUAAAAGGACCUGAUUUGACUAUCCAGUAUUUACGAAAAUUGACGGACGACAAUUUGUAUUUGGUAUUGAAAUAUUCAAGUUGGGUGAUUGACCAAGACAAAAACGCUGCCCGCCCAAUUUUCAUGAAUGACUCGUAUGAAUGUGAAAGCUACGAUAACACUAAAGUAUUACAAUUUCUAUGCAAAAAGGAUCAAGAUUUGGGAAUUAUGUAUUUGGAGUGGUUACUUUUUGCUAGUGAUAUUUCUGAGAGUUUGAAAAAAUCAAAAUUGUACCUGCAACUUGAGACAAAGUUGUGUUUAUUGUAUUUGAAGCAAUUGAAGAGUGGGAAGCAUCAAAACGAUUAUUACAAUAAAUUAUUAGAGAUUUUAAAAACAUCUCAAACUUUUGAACCAUGGCUGAUUUUGAAGGAAAUGCCAACCACUCAAGAUAAGUUUUUAAGAUUGACUAUUUACAUAUACAAGAAGUUGGGGGAGCAUGAAAAAUCGAUUGAUGUUUUAUUUAACCAAUUGAAUGAUUUGGACGCUGCAAUGGAAUACUGUCUCGAGAUAUAUAACAGACAACAGAGCUCGUCUUUGGGAUCGAGUUUAUUUUAUAAACUAUUAGAGGACUUGUUGAUGAAUUAUCAUGAAAACUGUGAAUUAAUCGUGAGAUUAUUAUCAGAACACGGUGCCAAGAUUCCAAUCUUAAAGACAUUAUCUGUGCUACCCAGGUCGUUUCCAAUGCAUAAGCUAAAGACAUUUUUCACAAUAGAAAUUAAAAACACCGAUGAACAAGUCAAAGAUAGCCAUUUGGUGUCACAAUUAUACAAGGUUGGGUCAACUAAUCUACAGUAUAAAGUAAUGACUCUUCAGAAUGAGGGAUAUAAAAUUGGUUCUAGUAAACAACCUUGUGCAAUAUGUAACAAACGAUUGGGAUACAGUGUUUUCACAAUAACCAAAGACCAUGAAGUAGUUCACUAUGGAUGUGCUCAAAGUCGAAAAAAAUAA
Messenger RNA from Candida albicans SC5314, 3105 nucleotides. RefSeq lists its product as uncharacterized. Gene Ontology annotation, cellular component: fungal-type vacuole membrane; cytoplasm. Lineage: Eukaryota; Fungi; Ascomycota; Pichiomycetes; Serinales; Debaryomycetaceae. The coding region runs from base 1 to 3105 and encodes 1034 amino acids. Gene Ontology annotation, biological process: endosomal vesicle fusion; autophagy; vesicle-mediated transport. The transcript has a single exon. The record is from RefSeq and is a predicted model, not a curated record.